UCAUCUCUGCCUAACUUCACUUUAGAUUCAUUUACCCAAAUCUUUAUCUUCAUCAAAGUCUGUUUCCUUUUUCCAGUUGCAGGUCUCUUGACCCUUUCUCACUCUCCAUCAAGAAAUCUUGGAGUUUCUGCCAUGUUUCUAAUGGAAAUCUGAUGCUUUUCAAGAGUCUUUCCUCUGAUUCGUCCAUCUUUUGAUUCUGGGUGUUGAUCGUUAUGGAAAAACAGAUUAGUUUCCGGAUGGGGAAGAUGGAAAAACAGCAGAGUUUUCGUAUUGCUGCCAUGGAAAAGCAGAAAAGCUUUCGAAUAGCUUUGGGUCGACAGAUGAGCCUUCGGAAACCUAAAGAUUCCCCUGGAAAACGAGGAGAUUCGAUGCUCCAUUUGGCUUCUAGAGGAGGUAAUCUCUGCAAGAUUAUGGAAAUCUUUCAGAGUACUGGUCUUGAUGACAGUAAUGCCAUCACAAACAACCUGUUAUCGAAACAGAAUCAAGAAGGGGAGACUCCUCUUUAUGUUGCUGCUGAAAAUGGUCACUCUCAUGUUGUAAUCGAGUUUCUUAAACACUUGGAUCUUCAAACUGCCUCCAUUGCUGCCAAUAAUGGCUAUGACCCUUUUCACAUUGCUGCAAAACAGGGACAUCUAGAGGUUCUGAGGGAACUUUUGAAUUCUUUCCCGAAUCUGGUCAUGACCACGGACUCGUCCAAUUCAACCGCCUUGCACACAGCAGCUGCUCAGGGACACAUUGAUGUAGUCAACCUGCUUCUUGAUGCGGAUUCAAACCUUGCCAAGAUAGCCAGAAACAAUGGUAAGACGGUGCUUCAUACUGCAGCAAGAAUGGGCCAUUUGGAAGUGGCAAAAUCUGUUUUAAGCAAGGAUCCGAGCAUCGGUUUCAGGAUUGACAAGAAAGGCCAAACGGCUCUGCACAUGGCGGUUAAGGGCCAAAAUAUAGAUAUCGUGGUUGAAUUAAUCAAACCUGAUCCAACGGUCUUGAGUUUGGAAGAUAACAAGGGGAAUACAGCUCUUCAUAUUGCAACAAAAAAGGGCCGAACUAAGAUCGUCAAAUGCCUGCUAUCAUUUGAGGAGAUCAGCAUCAAUGCGGUAAACAAGGCUGGAGAGUCUCCUCUCGACAUUGCCGAGAACUUAAAAUUUUCAGAAAUGGUUGAUAUUUUACGGGAAGCAGGAGCUGUUCACUCUAAAGAUUACGGAAAACCACCAAGUGCUGCAAAACAACUCAAGCAAACCGUCAGUGACAUAAAACACGACGUUCAGUCCCAAAUCCGACAAACACGCCAAACUGGAUUCAGGGUCCGGAAGAUUGCAAAGAAGGUCAAGAAGCUGCACAUCAGCGGUCUCAACAACGCUAUAAAUUCCGCUACUGUGGUUGCUGUCCUUAUAGCCACCGUUGCUUUUGCAGCCAUCUUCACUGUACCUGGGCAGUACGUUGAAGAGAAAACCGAUGGUUUUACUGUGGGGCAGGCCCACAUAGCCAAGAAUGCUGCGUUUAUCCUCUUCUUUUUGUUCGACAGUUUGGCGCUUUUUAUCUCGUUGGCAGUCGUGGUGGUUCAGACUUCAAUUGUGGUGAUAGAAGAGAAGGCUAAGAGGCAACUUAUGUUUGUUAUUAACAAACUUAUGUGGCUAGCAUGCCUUUUUAUAUCUGUUGCCUUCAUUUCGCUCACCUAUGUGGUCGUGGGAACUCAUGAACGAUGGCUUGCCAUUUAUGCGACUGUAAUUGGUGCCACGAUUAUGCUGACAACGAUCGGGUCGAUGUGCUAUUGUGUUGUGCGGCAUAGGCUGGAGGAGACCAAGAUGCGAAAUAUUAGGCGGGCCGAGACUCAUUCGCAUUCUUUCUCGAUGUCCAUGGCUUCAGAUGCCGAGUACAGUGAGAAAUAUAAGAGAAUGUAUGCUGUCUAAAAGCAAAUGAGGUUUGCGGGUAUUCGUAUAUGGUGAGAUAUAAUUGCAAGCACUGCUUUCGAGUGGGAUAUACUGGGGUUUUUAGUUGUCUAAGAGGUCCAUUAUUGGAUCGGCGCCAUUUCCAUUGUUGCGAGCUACAUGUGGAUCAAAAUGGGACUCAACGCAGAGAUGAAGGCCCCGGAUGACCAGUGUUGAUUGUUCUUCCUGUGAGUCUAUCAAACUCUGUGUAAUAAACCCUAAUCAUCAGUAGUUUAUGCUUGUAUAUAAUCAAUAGUAUAACUUCAAUGCAAUUCUUAUAUCAUGUUGUUUGGGUUGGGAAUGCAAUGGAAAUAGUGUUUUUACUCUA
Molecule: messenger RNA, 2250 nt
Organism: Cynara cardunculus var. scolymus (artichoke)
Lineage: Eukaryota; Viridiplantae; Streptophyta; Magnoliopsida; Asterales; Asteraceae
Product: ankyrin repeat-containing protein At5g02620-like
Exons: 3
Coding region: 213-1904 (563 amino acids)
Cellular component (GO): plasma membrane
Molecular function (GO): protein phosphatase regulator activity; protein phosphatase 1 binding
Source: RefSeq, a predicted model, not a curated record